AUGAAGUCCCUGAGGCCAAUUACUCGACAUAUCCUGCGGAGGAGCUCCCCGCGAUGCCUGCGGACAUUUGCUACGGCGACCGAUGCCGCUGGCCAGCAGCAGCAGCAGCAGUUCGACAAUCGUGUCAAGAUCGUCGAGGUGGGCCCGCGUGAUGGCCUGCAGAACGAGAAGAAGACGAUACCCCUGGCGACAAAGAUCGAGUUGAUCGAGAAGCUGGCCAAGACAGGACUUACCACAAUCGAGGCCGGGUCGUUUGUGUCCCCAAAAUGGGUUCCUCAGAUGGACAGCUCGAAUGAGAUCCUCGAGCAUCUCCUCAAGAACAAGCCCGCCUCCCCUUCACCGAUAACCUACUCCUUCCUCGCUCCCAACGUUAAGGGCCUUGCCAACGCCACGAAAAUCCUCCAAUCCCACCCCGAUGCCUUCGUCACCGAGUCGACCCGCACGAUCCUCAACAAGGAAAAGCCAGAAUUAGAGCUCGCGGUCUUCGCAGCCGCGACCGAGUCCUUCAGCCAGAAGAACCUGAACUGCUCCGUCGCGACGUCGCUGGAGCGGUUCCGCGACGUGAUCGCCCAGGCGAAGCGGUCGGUGGCCGACAUCCGCGUGCGGGCGUACAUCUCGGUGGUGCUGGGGUGCCCGUUCGAGGGCCACGACGUCGACCCGCACCGGGUGGCCGAGAUCGCGACGGACCUGCUGGAGAUGGGCGCCGACGAGAUCGCGCUGGGCGACACGACGGGCAUGGGCACCGCGCCCCGCACCGCGCAGCUGCUGCGCAGCAUGGCCGCCGCGGGCAUCCGCAACGAGGACGUCGCGCUGCAUUUUCAUGACACGUACGGCCAGGCACUCGUCAACACGGCCGUCGCUCUCGAGCAUGGCAUCCGAACCUUUGACUCGUCCGUUGGUGGGCUUGGUGGCUGUCCGUACAGCCCUGGCGCGACGGGUAACGUGGCGACUGAGAAUGUCGUCUAUUUCAUGGAGACCUUGGGUAUGGACACCGGGGUCGACCUGGACGCUGUGGCGGAUAUUGGCCAGUGGAUCACCGGGGAGCUGGGGAAGGCGAACGACAGCACCGUUGGGAAGGCCGUUUUGGGGGCGAGGGCCCGGGCUGACAAGUGA
Diaporthe citri is the source of this 1113-nucleotide messenger RNA. RefSeq lists its product as uncharacterized. Gene Ontology annotation, molecular function: hydroxymethylglutaryl-CoA lyase activity. Bases 1 to 1113 code for a protein of 370 amino acids. The record is from RefSeq and is a predicted model, not a curated record. Gene Ontology annotation, biological process: ketone body biosynthetic process; L-leucine catabolic process. Lineage: Eukaryota; Fungi; Ascomycota; Sordariomycetes; Diaporthales; Diaporthaceae. The transcript has 2 exons.